Molecule: messenger RNA, 174 nt
Organism: Racocetra fulgida
Lineage: Eukaryota; Fungi; Glomeromycota; Glomeromycetes; Diversisporales; Gigasporaceae
Source: the annotation of a GenBank genome assembly
CUGAUUCUGGCUAUUGCAAAAAAAUUACCAGGAUAUCGGCACUAUUCUGGAGUGAUUGAAAAAAUUUUAAAACAGCAUCAUAAGACGCAGCCUCAGACAGCAACAAUAAAUGCUGAUCCAAAAUUAAAGGCCUACAAUCCUGCCAGAAUGGGAAAAAAUAGUAAGGUGAAUAAG